AUGGAAGUCCUAAAGCUGAACUUCAUCCAACUCUUGAUAACCAUUCUCUACCAAACCGUACUUUCAUCUGAGGUAACAACCAACGUUCCUGGACCUAAGUUCAUCGUUGGAGAUCCAAGAAACUGCGAUGUUGACCUCAAAUCGAAUCGUAUGGAGGUACUGCCAGGGAUUGGAUGGGACAACCUCCAAAACCUUGAUAAAAGUCAAGUCUUAUUAGUGAAUUAUACUCAAUGUAAGACCACGGCAGAUAAGAAGUACCUACUACCAGACCAUACCUUUGUAGUACCCAUCAAAAAAAGCAGAGUAGAUAUGUUUUCACAGUUGUAUGAUCACUGGGCUGAUUACAAGAGUUCAAGCUCUUUUUCUAUAAACGCUGAAGCAUCAUUCUUCUCUGUGGUGAGUGGGUCAUUCUCUACCGACUUCCAAUACAACAAGGAAAGACAAGUCAAUGAUAGAUCUUUCACGACUCGAGUUCAGGUUCGACACUUACUCUACACCAUUAAAUCCCAGCCAGACGCACAACUCAGCAAACCAUUCUUGAAUCGUAUCAUCGAGAUUGCCGCCAACAUACAGAACAACAGGAGUGAUCUUGCAUGGUACCAUACUCAGAUACUAAUAAGAGAUUUUGGGACACACUACACUACGAGCGUGAAUGCAGGAGCAGCACUAGUCAAAGAGGACCACAUCAAGAACACCUUCCUUAAAAACACUUUCAAAACCUCCAUAGAUGUGAAAGCGGCGGCAAGCGCAUCGUUCUAUAGUAAGAUUAGUCUUCAGAUCGGAGGAGAAACCCAGUCUAGUAAAGAGUUUUUAGAUCAGUAUACCAGUAAUCAGACCUCAUCGAGAAUCUUCACCCAUGGUGGGCCACCUUUUGGUACUAACUUCUCAGUGAAUGACUGGGAGAAAGGACUUGUUAAUGAACUUGUUCCCAUCGACAGGGAUGGUGACCCACUCUUUUAUGCUAUAAACCCCACUUCGAUCCCAGGAUUACCCGCACCUACUGUGAACCAUGUCUCUAACAUGGUAAAGAAGGCAAUCGAGAUGUAUUAUAAGGUGAAUACAUUACCCGGAUGUACCGACAGCCAGUCACCUAACUUUUACUUCCAAGCGAAUAUAGACGACGGGACGUGCAAAAAUCCGGCAUACAACUUUACGUUUGGCGGGGUAUUCCAAAGAUGCUACCCCAUCCACAGUGAAGCAGGAAACUUGUGCACUCAACUUGAACAGAAGAACCCUAUAACAGGAGACUUCUCUUGUCCAAGUGGAUACAAAGAAGUCCUCCUGAUACGACCAGGUGGAAAACGACCCAGUAAAUCCUACUCUUACCACAAGACACAGUGCGACAAAUCUUGCCACAGCUGUGGGUUCCUCUGGCUAUCAACAUGCUGUAACACCUAUUGUCAGAAUGUCCUACACUACAGCCAGGYUGAGUAUGAUACUUACUGGUGCGCAGCCCAAGGGAGCCAUGUCACCCCUACUACUGGAGUAUUGUUUGGUGGGGUGUAUACGGUUACCUCUCCAAACCCCUUGACAGGAAGUCAGAAAUGUCCCAAUAGGUUCUACCCGAGAGUACUUGGAGGUCACGCUUAUGUCUGUAUAAGUGACGACUACGAGCUCGGCUACCAGAACUCGCUGCGAUUUGCGGGAUUCUUCAGUUGUAGUGCGGGUAACCCGCUAGCUAUCCCGAACAAGAAAAACCGCUCGGUGAACGGGACGCUCACGAGGUCGUUUAGUAGUAUGGAGAUGUUCUUUGCAAGCAGCAACGAGGUUGGAGGAAGUCAGUUCUAUGGUCCGUCCCAUUGUCCUAACGGCUACAGUCAGCACUUUGCAACACUGGAUAACGAGUGUGAAAUCAAUUAUUGUAUCAAGACUGGUUCCUUCAGAGAUGGAAAACUAAAGCCAGUCAAGAGACUUCCUGUUUCACCUAAACCUGGUACCAAUCCUAACUCAACAGAAGCCGUGGUAGUGAUCGGGGUGAAUGGUCAGAUGUGGGUGAAGAACAUGACCACAGGGGACUGGGAAUUGAAAGAAUACGAGAAUAAAGAGUCCAAACCGAGUCCAUCCAAACCCUUGUCUAAUGGUGCUACAGCGGCUAUCAGUGUCAGUGCCACUACCCUGGUCGCCAUCUUGAUUGUCGCUGUUUUUAUCGGGUAUCGAAAGCAUCGCCAGACGAAAACGUACCGAGGCAAUGGCUUGUUAGAUUCCUAUGUGGAGUCAGAACACAGACCCAUUAUUCCUUCAGAAGAGGAAUGA
Messenger RNA from Actinia tenebrosa (Australian red waratah sea anemone), 2253 nucleotides. Its product is annotated as macrophage-expressed gene 1 protein-like. The record is from RefSeq and is a predicted model, not a curated record. NCBI's taxonomy places the organism in Eukaryota, Metazoa, Cnidaria, Anthozoa, Actiniaria, Actiniidae. Gene Ontology annotation, biological process: defense response to bacterium.